Messenger RNA from Neocloeon triangulifer, 351 nucleotides. RefSeq names its product protein hunchback-like. The coding region runs from base 1 to 351 and encodes 116 amino acids. The transcript has 2 exons. NCBI's taxonomy places the organism in Eukaryota, Metazoa, Arthropoda, Insecta, Ephemeroptera, Baetidae. The record is from RefSeq and is a predicted model, not a curated record.
AUGUCCCCAUCUUCAGGUGACGAAUCCAUGGAAAAUUUCAAAGAACCUGAAAAAGAAGUUCAAGAUGCUGAGGAUGAAAAAGAAGCGGAAACUUCUGCACAAGAAACAGAACCAAAAAUGCAGUGCCAGUUUUGUCAAGUUUUGUGCAAUUCCAUCAAAACCUUUGAAUGUCACACCUUGAAAAGUGACUGCCCUCGUUGCGGAUUUGCGCAGCCUUGCCACACCCUUUUGACCCAUCACCUGGACAUGUGCCGUUUUGAGCGUCGAUCGAAGGAAUUUCAGUGCGGCGAAUGCAACAAAGUUUUUAAAAAGGAGCGCAAACUGGAGUCGCACAGGCGGCGCCGACACUAA